This is a messenger RNA of Dromaius novaehollandiae (emu), 6414 nucleotides long. It is a transcript of the gene COL1A1, whose product is annotated as collagen type I alpha 1 chain. Bases 154 to 4515 code for a protein of 1453 amino acids. NCBI's taxonomy places the organism in Eukaryota, Metazoa, Chordata, Aves, Casuariiformes, Dromaiidae. The transcript has 51 exons. Gene Ontology annotation, biological process: response to mechanical stimulus; skeletal system development; skin development. The record is from RefSeq and is a predicted model, not a curated record. Gene Ontology annotation, molecular function: extracellular matrix structural constituent conferring tensile strength; protein binding. Gene Ontology annotation, cellular component: collagen type I trimer; cytoplasm.
GCCGCACCGUAUAAAAGGGGAGGCGAGGCAGUGGGAAAGGCAGUAGGAAGUUUCUGCUGGGGUCCGGAUUGGAGCUACACAGUCAGAGCAGCCCUGUAUGACCCGACUCUGAGACAAAGAGGCCCAAAGAGUCUACAUGUCUAAUAUUUAGACAUGUUCAGCUUUGUGGAUUCUCGGUUACUGCUGUUGAUAGCAGCGACUGUACUACUCACCCGCGGGCAAGGAGAAGAAGACAUUCAGACUGGAAGCUGCAUACAGGAUGGACUAACAUACAAUGACAAGGACGUGUGGAAACCCGAGCCCUGCCAGAUCUGCGUGUGCGACAGCGGCAACAUCCUGUGCGACGAGGUGAUCUGCGAAGACACCUCCGACUGUCCCAACGCCGAGAUCCCCUUUGGAGAAUGCUGCCCCAUCUGUCCCGAAAGCCACGCCUCCCCUUCCUACCCAGAAACCACUGGAGUAGAGGGUCCUAAGGGAGACACCGGCCCCAAAGGAGACAGGGGACUCCCCGGCCCCCCUGGCAGAGAUGGCAUCCCUGGACAGCCUGGCCUCCCGGGACCCCCAGGCCCUCCAGGUCCUCCAGGCCUUGGCGGAAACUUCGCUCCUCAAAUGUCUUACGGAUACGACGAGAAAGCUGGCGGCAUGGCCGUGCCCGGCCCCAUGGGCCCAGCCGGUCCCCGCGGUCUCCCCGGCCCUCCUGGCGCUCCUGGCCCUCAAGGUUUCCAAGGUCCCCCUGGUGAGCCUGGAGAGCCUGGUGCUUCUGGUCCCAUGGGUCCCCGUGGUCCAGCUGGCCCCCCUGGCAAGAACGGAGAUGAUGGUGAAGCUGGAAAGCCUGGCCGUCCUGGUGAGCGCGGUCCUCCUGGACCUCAGGGUGCACGUGGUCUUCCCGGAACUGCUGGCCUGCCAGGCAUGAAGGGUCACAGGGGUUUCAGUGGUCUCGAUGGUGCCAAGGGUGAACCCGGUCCAGCUGGCCCUAAGGGCGAGCCCGGUAGCCCCGGUGAGAACGGCGCUCCUGGACAAAUGGGUCCUCGUGGUCUUCCCGGCGAGAGAGGCCGCCCCGGUCCAUCUGGCCCUGCUGGUGCUCGUGGUAACGACGGUGCCCCCGGUGCUGCUGGUCCUCCAGGUCCAACUGGCCCAGCUGGUCCCCCUGGCUUCCCUGGUGCUGCUGGUGCUAAGGGUGAAACUGGUCCCCAGGGUGCUCGCGGCAGCGAAGGCCCUCAAGGUGCACGUGGUGAGCCCGGUCCCCCUGGCCCUGCUGGUGCUGCUGGUCCUGCUGGCAACCCUGGUGCUGAUGGUCAACCUGGUGCCAAAGGCGCAACUGGUGCUCCCGGCAUUGCUGGUGCUCCUGGCUUCCCCGGUGCUCGUGGUCCCUCUGGACCUCAGGGUCCCAGCGGUGCCCCUGGUCCCAAGGGUAACAGCGGUGAACCCGGUGCUCCAGGCAACAAGGGAGACACUGGUGCAAAAGGCGAACCCGGCCCUGCUGGUGUCCAAGGUCCACCCGGUCCAGCUGGUGAAGAAGGCAAGAGAGGAGCCCGUGGUGAGCCUGGCCCCGCUGGGCUUCCUGGCCCCGCUGGCGAACGUGGUGCUCCUGGCAGCCGUGGUUUCCCUGGUGCUGAUGGCAUUGCUGGUCCCAAGGGUCCCCCUGGUGAGCGUGGGUCCCCCGGCGCUGCUGGUCCCAAAGGAUCUCCUGGUGAAGCUGGACGCCCUGGGGAACCUGGUCUCCCUGGUGCUAAGGGUCUGACUGGAAGCCCUGGGAGCCCUGGUCCUGAUGGCAAGACUGGUCCCCCUGGCCCCGCUGGUCAAGACGGCCGCCCUGGACCCCCAGGCCCACCUGGAGCCAGAGGCCAAGCUGGCGUGAUGGGUUUCCCUGGACCCAAAGGCGCUGCAGGCGAGCCCGGCAAACCCGGCGAGAGAGGUGCUCCUGGCCCCCCUGGCGCUGUUGGUGCUGCUGGCAAAGAUGGUGAAGCUGGUGCCCAAGGUCCUCCCGGCCCUACCGGUCCUGCUGGAGAAAGAGGUGAACAAGGUCCCGCUGGUGCUCCUGGCUUCCAGGGUCUGCCCGGCCCCGCUGGCCCCCCUGGUGAGGCUGGCAAGCCCGGUGAGCAGGGUGUCCCCGGAGAUGCUGGUGCCCCCGGUCCUGCUGGUGCCAGAGGCGAGAGAGGUUUCCCUGGUGAACGUGGUGUCCAAGGCCCCCCUGGUCCCCAGGGUCCUCGUGGUGCUAACGGUGCUCCUGGUAACGAUGGUGCUAAGGGUGAUGCUGGUGCUCCUGGUGCCCCUGGAAACCAAGGGCCCCCCGGUCUGCAGGGUAUGCCCGGAGAGCGUGGUGCUGCCGGUCUGCCAGGCGCCAAGGGUGACAGAGGCGAUCCCGGUCCCAAAGGUGCUGACGGUGCUCCUGGCAAAGACGGUCUCCGAGGUCUCACCGGUCCCAUCGGCCCCCCUGGCCCAGCUGGUGCUCCUGGCGACAAGGGUGAAGCUGGUCCCCCCGGCCCUGCUGGUCCCACCGGUGCCCGUGGCGCUCCCGGAGAUCGCGGUGAGCCCGGCCCACCUGGUCCUGCUGGAUUUGCUGGCCCUCCCGGAGCUGACGGCCAGCCUGGUGCUAAAGGUGAAACUGGUGAUGCUGGAGCCAAGGGUGAUGCAGGUCCCCCCGGCCCUGCUGGCCCCACCGGUGCUCCUGGCCCCGCUGGUGCUGUUGGUGCUCCCGGUCCCAAAGGUGCUCGUGGCAGUGCUGGACCCCCUGGUGCUACUGGCUUCCCUGGUGCUGCUGGAAGAGUUGGUCCCCCCGGCCCCUCUGGUAACAUCGGCCUCCCCGGCCCCCCAGGCCCCAGCGGGAAGGAAGGUGGCAAAGGACCCCGUGGUGAGACUGGCCCCGCUGGCCGCCCCGGCGAGCCCGGCCCUGCUGGUCCCCCCGGACCCCCUGGCGAGAAGGGCUCUCCUGGCGCUGACGGUCCCAUCGGCGCUCCCGGCACUCCUGGGCCCCAAGGUAUCGCCGGCCAGCGCGGUGUCGUCGGUCUCCCCGGACAGCGAGGCGAGAGAGGUUUCCCUGGACUCCCCGGCCCAUCUGGCGAACCUGGCAAACAAGGUCCCUCCGGCUCUCCCGGCGAGCGUGGUCCUCCCGGCCCCAUGGGCCCCCCUGGGUUGGCCGGACCCCCUGGUGAAGCUGGACGUGAGGGUGCUCCUGGUGCCGAAGGUGCCCCCGGCCGCGACGGUGCUGCUGGUCCCAAGGGUGACCGUGGUGAGACUGGCCCUGCUGGCCCCCCUGGUGCUCCUGGUGCCCCCGGUGCCCCCGGCCCUGUUGGUCCUGCUGGCAAGAACGGAGACCGCGGUGAGACCGGCCCCGCUGGUCCCGCUGGCCCCCCUGGUCCUGCUGGUGCUCGCGGCCCUGCUGGCCCACAAGGUCCCCGUGGUGACAAAGGUGAAACUGGUGAACAGGGCGACAGAGGCAUGAAGGGUCACAGAGGCUUCUCCGGUCUCCAGGGUCCCCCUGGUCCCCCCGGUGCUCCCGGUGAACAAGGGCCUUCUGGUGCUUCUGGUCCCGCCGGUCCAAGAGGUCCCCCUGGCUCUGCUGGCGCCGCUGGCAAGGACGGUCUCAACGGGCUCCCUGGCCCCAUCGGUCCACCCGGUCCCCGUGGCCGCACUGGCGACGUCGGCCCUGUCGGUCCCCCUGGCCCUCCCGGACCCCCCGGUCCUCCUGGUCCCCCCAGCGGUGGCUUCGACUUCAGCUUCCUGCCUCAGCCACCCCAGGAGAAGGCCCACGACGGCGGGCGCUACUACAGAGCUGAUGAUGCCAACGUGAUGCGCGACCGCGACCUGGAGGUGGACACCACCCUCAAGAGCCUGAGCCAACAGAUCGAGAACAUCCGCAGCCCCGAGGGCACCCGCAAAAACCCUGCCCGCACCUGCCGCGACCUGAAGAUGUGCCACGGAGACUGGAAGAGCGGCGAGUACUGGAUCGACCCCAACCAAGGCUGCAACCUGGACGCCAUCAAGGUCUUCUGCAACAUGGAAACAGGAGAGACAUGCGUCUACCCCACCCAGGCCACCAUCGCCCGGAAGAACUGGUACAUCAGCAAGACUCCCAAGGAGAAGAAGCACGUCUGGUUCGGCGAAACGAUGAGCGACGGCUUCCAGUUCGAAUACGGCGGCGAGGGCUCCAACCCGGCCGAUGUGGCCAUCCAGCUGACCUUCCUGCGCCUGAUGGCCACCGAGGCCUCCCAGAACAUCACCUACCACUGCAAGAACAGCGUUGCCUACAUGGACCGCGACAGCGGCAACCUGAAGAAGGCCCUGCUCCUCCAGGGCUCCAACGAGAUCGAGAUCCGGGCGGAGGGCAACAGCCGCUUCACCUAUGGCGUCACCGAGGACGGCUGCACGAGUCACACCGGAGCUUGGGGCAAGACAGUCAUUGAGUACAAGACGACGAAGACCUCACGCCUGCCCAUCAUCGAUUUGGCCCCCAUGGACGUUGGCGCUCCAGACCAGGAAUUCGGCAUCGACAUCAGCCCCGUCUGCUUCUUGUAAACCGGAAACCCCACGCGUACAGGAGAGUAAAUAAUAAAGAAAAAAAAAAAACAAAAAAAAAACAGCCAAAAAAGGAGAAAAUUUCACAUGGACUUGAAUUCGUGUCGGUUUCUAUCCAGCGUCGCUCAAACUAUUUUCGUUUCCGUAAAAAAACCCCAAAAAAGCAUUAAACCAAAAAAAAAUAAAAAUAAAUGACUUUUCAAACCAAAUAACCAGGAAGUGGGUUCGCUUGCUUGCCCUUCUCUCCAUCUUCUUCUCCUCCUCCUCCUCCUCGGUGUCGUUCCGUUUUACGCCCCGAAGACGGCGCGGGGCCGGCUCGGCUCGUGGCUCCCCAGCCCUCGACUCGCAGAGCGCCGCCGCCGCCGAGGCCCUUCCCGCGGCCGAGCCGAGCGCUCCAGCCCCGCCGAUGGCCUUCGAUCCCGGCAAGCCGCUCGGAGAGACCGACCCGCCGGCGCCGAGGCGGCGCGAAACCAGCAGCUCCCGCCGGCCCAACCUGCCCCUCGCCUCCUCCCUCCCCGGCCCCUGCGAGCGCUAAGAUCUCUCCUUGCAACCUGGAGUUGGGCAACAUCCAAAUUAACCGACCUUUCUCUGCCAGGCUCUUUGCUACAUGCAUUUUUUUAUAUAUAUAUAUAUAUUAUAUAUACCACUGAAAGGAAGAUGUUUAACUCAUUUAUAACCUGAUUUUUUUUCCCUCUUUUCUUUCCCUUUUUUUUUUUGUUCGUUCAGGCAGCAAAAAAAAAUAAGAGCCCAACCAAUUCACAGGGACCUGUGAGCCCGGACGCGGUGGCCGAGCGCUCCCCGCUCCUUCGGGGCGCUGGGGCCAGGCACAAAGACGAGCAUGGACCCGCUUUUUGCAGGCAAGCCCCCGGCUCGGCCGUUCCCCGAGGCAAACCCCGACAGCCAAAGCCCUGGAGCAGAGAAAACCGGACCGUUCAGUGUAUAUUCUCCUUUUCUGGAAGGCUACCUCACAGCUGUGGUUUUCUUUUUUUUUUUUUUUUUUUUUUCUUUUUUCCCCCCCCACCUCCUCCAAGUAGUUUUAGGUUCUUUUGGGGUUUUUCAGCCAUGCCGGGACUUUCCUGCCAGGUUCAGAGCAAAGGUGCUAAGUUUUGUCUAUUUUUCCUCUCCUUUUUGUUGCUAUGUUGAUUUUUUCCCCCCCUCUCCGUUCAAGGUCCAUCUGGAGUUGCCGAGGUUUUUACCCCCUGGAUUUUUGUCUUUUUUUUUCCUCCCCUUUUGUUUUAUUUUGGUCUCAUUGAGGAGGUUCGAGCUGGGCGAAGCCACCGCGCAGCGUCAGCCCCGGGACCGCUUGGUGCUACAGACAUGGGAACUGUCUGAAAAGACGUGAGUCUUGGGUUGAUUUUUGUUUUUUCCUCUUUUCUUUUGUUUUUUUCUUUGCUGCCCAGGUCGACUUGUGAAUUUUCUAAAGGUGCUAUUUAAACCCACACACACAUGCAUCCUUAAAGCAAGGCGUGGAGACAAAUGCAAGGUAGAGCCAAAAAGCCUUGAAAGGGAAAGGAAAGCACGUGAAAGCAGCCCUGGUUUCCAGGUUAAGCAGGUGCAUUUCAUUUCUGCUCUCAUCUUCCAGCAGCUUUCUCCAUCCAUCCAUCUCCCCCCUCUUUCUAACCCGCUCCUCCGCCACGCUCAUCCUGCCGUCCUCCGCAGCCACCACCAGCUCUUUUUUUAAACCUUCCUCUCCUCUUCUCACCGCUUUCUUGCUCCCUCGCUCCCUGCUGGGGGAGAGGAGGGGGUUUGAACCCACCCCGUUUGCCAGCCCAUCUCCCAGCGAGGUAGAUGUUCCAGGGUGUACGAGGAGUCUGUACCUAGUUUGUAUAUGUAUAAUAAUUUGAGAUGUUUUUAAUUAUUUUGACUGCUGAAAUAAAGCAUGUGAAAUGAUCCAACAAA